Molecule: messenger RNA, 2236 nt
Organism: Folsomia candida
Lineage: Eukaryota; Metazoa; Arthropoda; Collembola; Entomobryomorpha; Isotomidae
Exons: 6
Coding region: 109-2106 (665 amino acids)
Source: RefSeq, a predicted model, not a curated record
ACAUUUAGGAUUAAUUUGUGGCAUUGGUUGUGUGUCCUGUACUCCUGUUUGGCAGUGAAAAAUAUACAUGCAAUUAUACUGAGUUGAUAGUAUUAGACGCUAAACAGGAUGACAAUCUGUCGAGCACAAAUUAGUAAAGUUUGCAAUCUUAUUCCCCGCAUCGGGAUAAAGAAAGUGUUUCUCUUGGCGUUGGCGAUUCUGAUAUUGACCAAGUUGUACGUCUAUGGAAGGGAGUGGAUGAGAACGGCAGAGCGGAAAAAGUUACAGAUUCCUCCUGACAGGCUGAAUUAUUUCAUGGAUAAUAAAGAUUUCACAAAUUUAGAGUACGUCAUUAAUACGGGAAAAUGCAAAAUAAUGAAAUUCAGUCCGUGGGACUCUGUCAUUCAGCAAUUUCUCAAUAAAAACAUGAAACCCAUCGAUUGCUCCAAAAAUAAUAAUAGUAACUCGACUGGUUGGGCUUAUCAGGAUGGGACGAAAAUCGUCCUAAAUGAGACCGCAGUGACAAAUGCAGGGCAUUCUCUCUCAUCUUUGAACUGUUGUUACAGGGGAAUUGUACGUCAGAAACAAUUAAGCUAUAUGUUUGGCUCACGAAAUGCAGAUAGACAAGUGGAGUACACGUCACCAUGCGUCAAAAUGGACCUAGUGACCACCCCAGAGUAUGAAUUUGUCCGAGUGACUUGCAGUUCACCUUGGUUAGUUUACUGGGAGCAGGUUGUGUACAGUGAUUCGUUCUUCAUUCCAAUGUUGGAGACCAAAAUUCCUGAAAAAACGAGAGAGUUUUGGCUGCAUAAAAGAGACGAGAUGCCCCCAAGCGUCGUCUUGAUCGGACUUGAUGCCCUCUCGAGAAUGAACUAUUAUCGAUUUCUUCCUCAAACAAAAGAAUUCAUGGAUAGUCAUGGGGCAGUGGAAUUGAUGGGUUACACAAAAGUUGGCGAAAAUACUUUCCCAAACGCUGUCGCCUUUUUAUCCGGAUUGGACCUUUCUGAUCCCGACGUCCCUUACGAAUGUAUUCGAAAUCCAUACAAAGUUCCACACGACGACUGCCCCUACAUUUGGAAACGAUUUCAAGCUGCGAACUAUGUGACCGCUCUGGUUGAGGACUACCCCGGAUUAAUGAUUUUUAAUCACAUGAAGUUGGGAUUUGUGAACCAACCCACGGAUUUUUAUUUUAGACCAUUCCUUCUCAGCGUUGAUCAGCCGGACGUGUCCUGUGUUGGCCGCUUCACCACGGAAGAAACUCUCCUGUCCUACAUACGUGGCGUUAUGUCGCACUCGUCCAACGUUCCAGUCUUCCUCCACAGUUGGUUCACCACCAUAGGUCACGACGAUAGUAAUAAAGUUCAACUGAUGGACCAAACCCUGGCGAAUUUCCUCUCCUCUGUCAACCUCUCAAACACCAUCCUUGUCAUACUAAGCGAUCAUGGUAAUCGGUACAAUGCAAUGCGAAAAACGCUUCCUGGCUGGUAUGAGGAUAAACUUCCCAUUGUCUCCAUCUACCUCCCACCCGGAGCGAAGGCAAAGUUUCCAGAGUGGGAGGACACCCUUAAAACUAAUGCUCAACGCCUCUCCUCACCUUACGACUUGUACCAAACUCUGGGCCACAUUAUCACCUCUUACACCACGGAAGACCAAUCUUUGCCUCUAUUUUCUAAAGGUCAAUCUCUCCUGACACCAAUCUCUCCGAAUCGGACGUGCAGCGAUGCCCGGAUUACAGUAAAUUUUUGCGCUUGUAUCCCACCGAAAAAGGUCGAUACUUCCGACCCCAGUAUUCACCUUGCUGCUGAAGAGGCAGUGAAAUAUCUCAACAGCGUGUUACCCAGUCAGUGUGCCAGAGCAGAAUUGGACACAGUUAUUGCGGGGGCAGUGAUGCUAGAAGAUAGUGAUAACGUCAAAGAUAAGGCUAAUGGAACUUUUAUUAUUACAUUUUUUACAAAUCCGGGCCAGUUUUUGUUUGAGGCGACGGUAGAUUUUACAAAAACAAUGACAGGACCGAAGGAUCAUUAUUCCUUCGCCGUCACCCCAGAUCUCUUGAGAAUGAACAAAAUUGUGAGGUCGGCUGAUUGCGUGGACACCUCUGUUCUAGAACGGUACUGUUAUUGCAAAUGAUUUGUAUGCAAUUUUUAAACAUGGAUAUUAUUGUCAUUACAUUAAAAUUGUAUUGUAAGUAAGCUAGUCAUUCCAUGUGAGAGAGAAAAGUUUAUAUAUAUUUUUGAUUAAUAAAGCGUUUUUCUUAUAA